UGGAGGCGAAGAAGAGAGAGUAAUAAGGAGAUUAGAGCGGGAGGAGGAGGAGACCGAGGAGAGGGAGGGUGGGAUAAAGGACAAGGAGGGAAGUUCUGGGUUUAGAAAAGGCGGGAGCAAAAGAGCGGGAGGAGAGAAAACAUUUGAAAGAGCGCGGGACCGUGAGAAGGCAGCGGAAGGGAGCACGAAGACGAAGCACCGUUCCUGUCAAACGUGAAGUUUGGGGAGAGAGAGAGAGUCCAAGAGAGAGUCCGAGAGAGAGAGAGAGAGAGAGAGAGAGAGAGAGAGAGAGAGAGAGAGAGAGAGAGAGUCCAAGAGAAGAGUCCGAGAGAGAGAGAGAGAGAGAGAGAGAGAGAGAGAGAGAGAGAGAGAGAGAGAUGAAUAAGUUUAAUUCUCGAGUACGUGAUUUCAAGAAAGAUAAAAGGAUAAAAGCAAGAGAGAAAAAACAGCAGUUGGCCUUGCAGGGUAAAGUUGUGAGUCAUGCAAAUGCACCCCCACCCGCUCCGAUGUCAGGGAAGCGAAAGCGAAAGAUGGAGAGGCAAUGGCGAAAGGCUCAAAAGGAGGCUUUGGAGAGUGGCCUGGUGACGCUACAAGACAUUGAGAUGAUUGCUGCAGAUCCCUUGGGCAGCGAAGCGAAGACAGAGAAGACAGCAGGGCAAGCUACCAGUAGCCAGCAGCAGCUGAAGCCCAAAAAGAAGAAAGGCUUUGCUCUGCGCAAAAAGAUGAGGGUCCGUGUGGCAGCCUCGACUCUGAAGAAAGGUGGGAAGAACAUGAUGAUGGCUGAUGCGUUGGGUGGAGAGGCUCCUCCCGAAAGCGACAAAAUGAUGGAAUAGAAGGGGUGCACAUCGAAUGAACAGGGCAGCAGGUUCCCAUGGGGCGGGGGCGCUUUGUGGAACUCUCAGGGGCCUUUCUGGCCGUCGAUCAUCGAUAUCGUGUUCGCCUGCGAUGCCUACCUGGUAGUGGGUGGUUAGUGAGCUAGACAGAAAGGAAUUUUGUUUGUGCGGAAUUUCGUCAUCCGACAUUCAGUUAGCGUGAAGUUGUUUGUUUGUGUUGUCGUCUCCUUCAGUAGUGAUGCCAUCUGUACAAGAUUGAAGUUGCAAAAAAAGUGUCUGUAAACGUAAUAGGCGUGAUUUAUUUGAUUCGACAUUGGGAAGAAGAGGAGAAUUUGCGAAGCUUGAAAGAAAAAAAAGAAACAAAAUGGAGAAAUUCUUCUUCUCAGCGCCUUUGGAGCAGUCCUCACCAUAGUCGUUUGUGAGCAGCUGGUUGGGCACAUAUGCUGCUAUUUGGCAGAGAGAGAGGGAGGAGACAGAGGGAGGGAGAGGAACUGUGUCACCAUGGGUCUUUGAGAUCGUGGCAUGAUGGUGUCCAGCUCGUUGGAAAGAGGUGGAGAAUGGGGAAGGAAGAGAGAGAGAGAGAGAGAGAGAGAGAGAGAGAGAGAGAGAGAGAGAGAGAGAGAGAGAGAGAGAUGAUGGUGUCCAGCUCGUUGGAAAGAGGUGGAGAAUGGGGAAGAGAGAGAGAGAGAGAGAGAGAGAGAGAGAGAGAGAGAGAGAGAGAGAGAGUGGUUGUCUUUCUACACAGAUUCAAGGCAGUCGUGGCAUGACCACAUGGCGAUGGAAUAAUUUAGUGGCCAUCUGGUUUCGCUUCCGUUUUUGCAUUGGCCUGGAAUAAUCGGCAUGUGGCUGCAGUUUGUGUUGGAGGCGGCAACGAGCGGAGAAAGGGUGGUGGUGACUGUGGGAGGUAACUGCGAGGCAAGGGUGAUGUAAAUUCCCUAUAUUUUGCAUCUCUGUGUCUCGGAGGCAAAUGUGUCAAUUGACAAGAUUGACCGAAGUUUUUCAUUCCCAAUUUCGGUUUGUUUCUGUUUCGCCUUUCUUUGUUUUGCACACGUUGUUCUCUUUGCGCUUUCUGCAGCCUGUUGUGACGUUGUCAACAUUCUGUGAAUAUGCACUGACUGGUUAAGGAAGCUGAUUGUCAUCUUGACCAUUGGGAGACCAGUGGGACGAAGAAGGGGAGAGAGAGAGAGAGAGAGAGAGAGAGAGAGAGAGAGAGAGAGAGAGAGAGAGAGAGAGAGAGGNGAGAGAGAGAGAGAGAGAGAGAGAGAGAGAGAGAGAGAGAGGUUAGUGAAGCUGAUUGUCAUCUCGACCAUCUGCAGUUGUGUGUGUGUGUGUGUGUGUGCGUGUGUGUGUGUGUGUGUGAGAGAGAGAGAGAGAGAUUCGGGAAGCUGAUUGUUAUCUCGACCAUUGCGAGACCAGUGGGAGGAAGAAGGAGAUGGAGGGCUGUUUGUGUGUGUGUGUGUGUGUGUGUGAGAGAGAGAGAGAGAGAGAGAGAGAGAGAGAGAGAGAGAGAGAGAGAGAGAGAGAGAGAGGCGUCGUCCAUUUGUUUUCCUUUCGGUUUCAAAAGGGCAACAAAGAGCGAAUAUGAACUGGAGCAGGAGGUUCUCGUGGAGUGAGUAUAUGCAUGAGAAGUGGUGAAUCGGAACUAACUCGGGUGUCUGGAGUGUCAACGGUGUGUGGAAGGGAGAAGAGAGGUGAAGAGAGGUGAAGAGAGGUGAAGAGAGGUGAAGAGAGGUGAAGAGAGGUGAAGAGAGGUGAAGAGAGGUGAAGAGAGGUGGUCAGCGAAGUAGCAAGAAGAGUAGCAGCUAGAAGACUGGUAGCAAGGAAGAGUGUAGAGCUUGAGCAUCCACAGAAUUGGGUGUGUGAGUGUUUUUCAUCAUCUCAGUACGGAGUCUUACGAUGUGUGGAUAUAAAUGCACGAUGUAUCUGACUGGAGACCUGCUUUCUGUGCAUUCUCCCCCAAGUGGAAUAAGCAUGGCCAUCUUGGC
This is a messenger RNA of Chara braunii, 2818 nucleotides long. NCBI's taxonomy places the organism in Eukaryota, Viridiplantae, Streptophyta, Charophyceae, Charales, Characeae. The record is from the annotation of a GenBank genome assembly.